AUGGCCCCUCUCCACCCCGGCCUCCCCGAUGAGAUCGCCAUCUGGGAGGUCCUCAUCCGUCUGGACCCCAAAGCCCUCCUCCGCUGUCGGGCUGUCUGCCGGGACUGGCUUCGCGCCACGUCCACCCGCGAAUUUCUCGUCGUCCACCACGGCCGCCAGCCCACACUCCCCCUUCUCAAUGGCUACAACGGCGAUGUCGACGACCGGACACUAGACAUUAUCUCCUUAGACCACCAGACAGGGCUCGUCGCCGCUGACCAGCUGCAAUCUAUCGCGCGACUUGACGGCAUGCAUCUCCUGCGAUCGUGUGACGGCCUCCUCAUCCUCUGCACCAACAACAUAUACGAUAGGCAUUACGCAAUCUGCAACCCGGCAACUCGUCAGUAUGCUCCCCUACGACAGAUUGAUGACUUCGAAGUCUCAGGAAUGUACCUGCAUCGCAGUACUGGCGAGUACCGGUUACUGUUGUACCCGUGCCCGGCUAGGGUUAUGAAUGCUGAGCUGCCACAUGGCCUUCAUGAUGGCUGCCACGUCUUCACACUGGGCUCCUGCGAACCACCAAGGCACAUCGGGUGGCCCGAGGCGAGGGAAGUGAUGUUCGAAGCAAAUGUGCUAUUCCGUGGCAGCCUGUUUUGGUACAUGGGACCUGAGAACAUCAAAAAGGACAUCAUAAGGGUGUUCAACACCACGGCCGAAUCAUUCAGACAGAUGCAAGCUCCGGUUCUUCCUAGACCCGGCGAGGCUAACCUGUUUGAAAUGGAUGGCAUGCUCACAAUGGCUAGCUGUAAUGAUGCAGCAGCAACCAUUGGCAUCUGGGUCUUGCAAAACUACGAAAGCGAGGUCUGGACCCUCAAGUGCCAAAUUCGAUUGCCUGUUGAAGUUCGAAAAUUCGACGGUGGUUGGGAUGUGUUGGUGACGUGUUCGGAUGAAGCUAUGCUCGUCCUAGUCUUGUUUGGCCAUAUGAUACUUCAGAUCGACAUUGAUGGAAAAUUGGUUGCCACUUUCCAUCACCUUUCUCGCGAUCCACUCCGUCUCAAACAAUCCCUUGUUAUGCAUAACUUCUUUCCAGCACUAGAGGGUUAUGUUGUGAAUGGUUUGCCUUCCUUGUGA
Lolium perenne is the source of this 1110-nucleotide messenger RNA. RefSeq names its product F-box protein At5g49610-like. The record is from RefSeq and is a predicted model, not a curated record. NCBI's taxonomy places the organism in Eukaryota, Viridiplantae, Streptophyta, Magnoliopsida, Poales, Poaceae. Gene Ontology annotation, molecular function: protein binding.